Molecule: messenger RNA, 3805 nt
Organism: Cucurbita pepo subsp. pepo (vegetable marrow)
Lineage: Eukaryota; Viridiplantae; Streptophyta; Magnoliopsida; Cucurbitales; Cucurbitaceae
Product: putative protein phosphatase 2C 51
Biological process (GO): protein phosphorylation; protein dephosphorylation
Molecular function (GO): ATP binding; protein serine/threonine phosphatase activity; protein kinase activity
Source: RefSeq, a predicted model, not a curated record
AUUUUCUUUUAAUAUUGAAUAUUUAUUUAACUUUGAAAUUACUCUGCUUUUCUUUUCUUCCUCUUUAGGAAAGAAGACGGUGCAAGAAACCCCGCGCCCUUGCGUUCUUCUCAUCUGUUUCUCCCGCGUCCACCUCUCCAAUUUCCUUCGACUUUCAGUCCCAUGAGUAACCAUGGCUUUUCAGAAGAUCGAACUAACCCAAUUAUAUUCGAUUCUUCUAUGGUUUACUGUGUACGCGAUAACGUACUGCUCUUCGGAAUCGUCGACGUGCUUGAUGGUGUACAAGGAAGGCGGCGCUCCCGCGGUAUUUCAGUCCCCGAAAUGUUCUCUCUGGAAGCUCUCUGACUACACUUUUCAAUCUCCCAACGCCCCCCAUUGUCAAAUUGCAAUGCAUCAGGGUCGACGAAAGUAUCAGGAGGAUCGCACUCUCUGUGCUCUAGAUAUUCGAAUUCCCUUCCCAAGUAGAACAGGUAUUAUGGAGGUCCCUGUGGGAAUCAUAGCAGUUUUUGAUGGUCAUAAUGGAGCUGAAGCUAGUGAGAUGGCUUCAAAGAUAUUGUUGGAGUAUUUUGUGGUGCAUACUUAUUUUCUUCUUGAUGCCACUUAUUCUGGAAUUUUCAAGAGACCCAUUAACUCAUUUUCAAAUGAGAAGGAACAUGGUACCAAGUUUAAUGAGUACAAUUGGAAUGAGGAAAUUAGUAACCGUGAUCGGGAACUUGGAAGGCGUAAAUACCUACUUCCAGCAGAUUUUGCUGAUGACUACCAUUUGGAAAUUUUGAAAGAAGCACUGUUGAGAGCUAUACAAGACAUUGAUAAAACGUUUUCCAAGGAAGCACAUAAAAAUAAUCUGGUUUCGGGUUCUACUGCUACUGUUAUAUUAUUGGCAGAUGCACAAAUUUUGGUUGCAAACAUUGGUGACUCGAAGACUUUUUUGUGCUCUGAAAAAUUUCAGUCACCUGCUGAGGCUAAAGCUACCUUUUUACGGUUAUACAAGCAAAAAAGAUAUAGUGGUGCCUCACGUGCAAGGGGCUAUGGAAAUUCUAAACCAGACUCAUUUGAUGGGCUGACACAUUUUUAUGCCAAAGAAUUGACUAGGGAUCACCAUCCUGAUAGAGAGGAUGAAAGAUCUAGGGUGGAGAUUGCUGGGGGUCACGUUGUUGAUUGGGGUGGUGUACCUCGAGUAAAUGGUCAGUUGGCUAUAAGCAGAGCAAUUGGUGAUGUGUCUUUUAAAAGCUAUGGAGUUAUAUCUGCACCAGAAGUGACUGACUGGCAACCUUUGUCUACCAACGAUAGCUAUUUGGUGGUUUCAUCUGAUGGCAUUUUUGAGAAGUUGAGCUCACAAGAUGUUUGUGACUUGUUGUGGGAAAUACACAAUGAUCGUAUGUCAAUUUCCGAGCAUUCUCCUUCAUGCUCAUACUCAUUGGCGGAAUGCAUCGUUAGUACGGCCUUUGAAAGAGGCAGUAUGGAUAACAUGGCUGCUAUUGUGGUUCCUUUAAGAUCUGCUAUUUCUUCUCAGAGGUUUCAGGAGGGGAGGUUUGUUGUGCAGAGGGACUCAAGUUUUCCCAUAUCUGGAAUAGAAAAGCUUAUUAAAGAGCACUCAGCCAAUAGCUUCUCUUCCAAUGCUGUGCAAUUGGAGCAUUCUCAUCCAGUCAUGUCCAAGUUCAAGAGACUAUUAGUUGAAGGAAGACACAAUAAGCUGGGAUGUUUUUAUCUGUCUGAGAAUCUGGAUGAAUACAAGGAUUAUGUGUUGAGGACUCAAACUGAUGAAGAAGAAUAUUUAUGUGAUCUACCCCACGCUCUUCCAGAGUCCCUCAAUCAGCCAUAUGGUGGAUCUUUAAAUGUGUACAAUGACCAAAGCUUGUGCUUUCAUCUUGGAGCUAAAGAUCAGUGCUUUCAUCCUGAAGGCUUUGCUAGUUUUAUUGGUUUGCUUGAAUCAAUUCCUUUCCACGAUCCUGGUUCAGAUUAUCAACUAUUUGAGCAUCCACCACCUAUAUUGAGGUAUGUGUUAAAGAAAAGGUUUGGUCAGGGUUCCUAUGGCGAAGUAUGGCUGGCUUUUCAUGGGAACUGCCAGGAAGCUUUUACUCCAGUAGGAGAGAAUAUUUAUGAUUCGUGCAACUCAUCUUUUGGAGAUGCCAAUGCCAGAAACGGUAGAUACUCUUCAAAUAGUUCUCAAGCCUAUGCUCUGGAGGAUAACGUGUUCAUCAUGAAACGUGUAAUGGUUGAAAGAGGUGCUGGAGUCUAUUUGAGUGGCUUACGGGAGAAAUAUUUUGGUGAAAUAUUUUUGAAUGCUUCUACGCGACUUGAAGAUGUGUUAUCGACUGGAACAUCAAACUUUGUCUUUGAAAAGUCACCAUGGGGAUCUAAAGACUUAUUGGUAAAGGAUGAAUCCCUGAGUUAUAAAUUAGGGGAAACUAGGCAGUUUAAAAAUGCUUUCCCGAAUCAGUUUGGACCAAAGAGUGUUAUGUAUGAAGAAGGUUUAAACCAUAUUGUGAGAUUUGUAGAAUCUUUUGAAUCCCGGUCUAACGAAAUAUGGCUUGUAUUUCAUUACGAAGGCAUAUCCCUCUCAAAGCUCAUAUAUUCCAUUGAAGAUGCCGAUGAGGAAAAAGUUGAACAAAAAAACCAUGUUCAAAUUUUACAACCUUCCAAGUGGUGGCAUUGGUUGAAAACAACAGAAGCAGGACAAGAGGAAAUGAAAAGUUUGAUACGUCAGCUGUUGAUGGCUCUCAAGUCCUGUCAUGACCGCAAUAUCACUCACAGGGAUAUAAAACCUGAGAACAUGGUGAUAUGCUUUGAAGAUCAGGCUACUGGAAAAUGCUUGAAUGGAAGUCGAAGGGGGGAUGAGAACUUCUCUACUAAAAUGCGCAUUAUUGACUUUGGUAGUGCUAUUGAUGAAUUCACAGUCAAGCAUCUAUAUGGGUCUGCUGGGCCUUCCAGAGUGGAACAAACUUAUGAUUACACACCUCCUGAAGCCUUGCUUAAUUCAAGUUGGUAUCAGGAGAUGUCAAGUGCAACUUUGAAGUAUGACAUGUGGAGCGUUGGUGUAGUGAUGCUAGAAUUGAUCUUAGGAUCACCUAAUGUUUUUCAGGUAGGUGAUUUAACCCGAGUUCUUUUGGACCAGCAUCUUGAGGGUUGGAAUGAAGGCUUAAAGCAGCUAGCAUACAAGCUUAGGUCGUUCAUGGAGUUGUGCAUUUUAAUUCCUGGGAGUCCCUCAAAAAGUUAUAAAAAAAAUGUUCAUCAAGGAGGUUCACCAGCAUCCUGGAAAUGCUCUGAAGAAGUUUUUGCCCACCAAAUAAAGAGUAGAGAUCCUCUUAAACUAGGGUUUCCAAAUGUUUGGGCUCUACGGUUGGUCCGCAACCUACUACAAUGGAAUCCAGAGGACCGUUUAAAUGUCGAUGAUGCUCUGCGACAUCCUUAUUUCCUCCCUUUUCCUAAAUGAGUAUGAGUUUGCAGAUUGACAAAUGUUAUACAGAGAUUAGUUAUUUUCACCAAAAGUAAAGGUUAUGUUGCUGACAAUCGAAAAUGCUCAUGCAUCAAAUAUCAGAAGCUUGAUUGAUGCACUUUUUUACGUCAAGCGAGAGCUCUCAUAUUGAUGCUUUCUCGAUCAAGAUUCGAGAUGUUUCGGUGACAGUAAUACUAUCAUAUUUUUGCAAAGGUUGUAAUUGAACAGUACCCAUAUAUCAAAUGAGUAUUGAACCAUAAAACUGGGUUGAGUUUGGGAUCUCUACGACACCUUUUUAGUGAUAGGGAUGGGAGAUUUUAAUUUUUGACCCGACAAAGAUAAUAAAAGAAAUUACAAAUUAGAAGUAAA